GCGUGUGCGAGGGGGGGGCGCGUGCGCGUGCGAGGGGGGGGCGCGCGUGCGAGGGGGCCCCGCGUGCGCGCCGCCACUUCGGUCCCGAGGCGGCGACGGGACGGGAGCGAGAGUCCGGCCUCCCCGACAAGGAUGGCGGGGCUGGUGCUGCUGGCGCUGGCGCUGGGCGCAGGGGCGCUGCCCUUCGAGCAACGCGGCUUCUGGGACUUCGCGCUGGACGAGGGCCCCGGGGCGCCGGCGGGGGGGCGGGCGGCGCGGCAGGCCCCCCCCCCCCCCGCGGAGGCGGACGACAGCGGCGACGGCGGCGACGAGGCCUCGGGCGCCUUCCCCGCCUCGGGCGCCCCCGACGCCGAGGCCGAGGCCGAGGCCCAGCCCCCCCCCUACGGCGGCCUCUGCCCCUUCGGCUGCCACUGCCACCUGCGCGUGGUGCAGUGCUCCGACCUCGGGCUGACGGAGGUGCCCAAGGACAUCCCCCCCGACACGACGCUGCUGGACCUGCAGAACAACCACAUCACCGAGCUGCGUCCCCACGACUUCCGGGGCCUGCACAACCUCUACGCGCUGGUGCUGGUGAACAACGGGCUGCGGCGGGUGCACGCGGGGGCCCUGGCGCCGCUGCGGCGCCUGGAGAAGCUCUACCUGUCGCACAACCGGCUGGCGGCCAUCCCCGCGCCCCUGCCCCCGGGGCUGCUGGAGCUGCGCAUCCACGACAACCGCAUCCGCGCCGUGCCGCGCCGCGCCUUCCGCGGCCUGCGCCACGUCAACUGCAUCGAGAUGGGGGGCAACCCCCUGGAGAACAGCGGCUUCGAGCCCGGCGCCUUCGACGGCCUCAAGCUCAACUACCUGCGCAUCUCCGAGGCCCGCCUCACCAGCGUCCCCAAGGACCUCCCCGAGACCCUGCGGGAGCUGCACCUCGACCACAACCGCAUCCAGACCCUGGAGCGUGACGACCUCAAGCGCUACGGGCAGCUCGCCCGGCUGGGCCUGGGCCACAACGAGAUCCGGGAGGUGGCCGAGGGCAGCCUGAGCCCGCUGGGGGCCCUGCGGGAGCUGCGCCUGGAGCACAACCGGCUGCGCAGGGUGCCCCCGGGGCUGCCCGGCCUGCGCCUCCUCACGGUGGUGUACCUGCACGGGAACCGCAUCGCGCGGGUGGGGGCGCAGGACUUCUGCGCGCCGCCGGGGGCCAAGCGCGCCCACUACCAGGGCCUGAGCCUCUUCGGGAACCCCGUGGCGCCGGGCGCCGUGCCCCCCGCCGCCUUCCGCUGCCUCGCCGACCGCCUCGCCCUCCACUUCGGCAACUACAAGUGACCCCCGCCGCGGGGGGGGCGGGGGCACGGGGACAGCAGGGACACCCGCGGGCGUUCCUGGGAGCGAGGGGACCCGGGGGACGUGGGGACAUCACGGACACCCGCAGGUGUUGAUGGGAGCGGAGGGAUGGGGGGACACGGGGGACGUGGGGGGACGUAGGGGACGUGGGGACAUCACGGACACCCGCGGGGGUUCCUGGGAGCGGGAUGUGGGGACAUAGGGGACACGGGACAUCAGGGACACCCAUGGGGGUUCCUGGGAGCGGCAUGUGGGGACACAGGGGACGUGGGGGGACGUAGGGGACGUGGGGGGACAUAGGGGACGUGGGGACAUCACGGACACCCGCAGGGGUUCCUGGGAGCGGCAUGUGGGGACAUAGGGGACACGGGACAUCAGGGACAGCCACGGGGGUUCCUGGGAGCGGCAUGUGGGGACAUAGGGGACAUGGGACAUCAGGGACACCCACGGGGGUUCCUGGGAGCGGGAUGUGGGGACAUAGGGGACAUGGGACAUCAGGGACACCCACGGGGGUUCCUGGGAGCGGCAUGUGGGGACAUAGGGGACAUGGGACAUCAGGGACACCCACGGGGGUUCCUGGGAGCGGGAUGUGGGGACAUAGGGGACAUGGGACAUCAGGGACACCCACGGGGGUUCCUGGGAGCGGCAUGUGGGGACAUAGGGGACAUGGGACAUCAGGGACACCCACGGGGGUUCCUGGGAGCGGGAUGUGGGGACACAGGGGACGUGGGACAUCAGGGACACCCACGGGGGUUCCUGGGAGCGGCAUGUGGGGACACAGGGGACGUGGGGACAUCACGGACACCCGCAGGGGUUCCUGGGAGCGGGGGGACACGGGAAUGUGGGGGGACAUAGGGGACGUGGGGGGACAUAUGGGACUUGGGACAUCACGGAUAGCCAUGGGGGUUCCUGGG
Molecule: messenger RNA, 2240 nt
Organism: Dromaius novaehollandiae (emu)
Lineage: Eukaryota; Metazoa; Chordata; Aves; Casuariiformes; Dromaiidae
Gene: BGN
Product: biglycan
Exons: 8
Coding region: 133-1308 (391 amino acids)
Molecular function (GO): protein binding
Source: RefSeq, a predicted model, not a curated record